Chroicocephalus ridibundus (black-headed gull) is the source of this 727-nucleotide messenger RNA. RefSeq names its product matrix Gla protein (gene MGP). The coding region runs from base 164 to 490 and encodes 108 amino acids. Gene Ontology annotation, molecular function: calcium ion binding. The record is from RefSeq and is a predicted model, not a curated record. Gene Ontology annotation, cellular component: extracellular region. The transcript is spliced from 5 exons. Lineage: Eukaryota; Metazoa; Chordata; Aves; Charadriiformes; Laridae.
UCCAGGGUCCAGGACGCUGGGAGAGCUGCCCCCUCAGACAGGAGCUGCAGGCUGGCGGGGAAGUGACGGCUUAGCAGCCCAGGCUCUCCUGCUGCCCUCAGUGGGAAGAGAACAAGACACUGCGAGAGAGACAGAGUGAGAGAUUCCUCCCUGCGCUGGCACCAUGCGCACUCUCAUCAUCCUGACGCUCCUGGCUGUCUUGGUGAUGGCUGCUACUUGCUAUGAGUCCCGUGAAAGCAUGGAAUCCCACGAGUAUCUCACCCUUGCCUUCCCAGAUCCCUUCCUCAACAGGCGAAGGGCCAAUGGCUUCAUACAAGCUGACAGGAACCAUGGAGCCAUCCCUUGGAGCAGGAUCAGGGACCGUAACAAGGGGCCUCAGGAACACCAGAGGGAGAUCUGCGAGGACUACUACCCCUGUGAACUGUACGCUUUUAACCAUGGCUAUGCUGCUGCUUACAAGCACUAUUUUGGGAGGAGGAGGACUAAGUAAAGGAUGACCUGUCCCCAUCCUGGGGCCUGGAGCCCAGGGUAUCCUCCCCAAAAAUGCAAUGGCUCUGAAACAUAUUCAGUUGCUUGUGUCCCUGUAUGUUAUCCUGCCUGCUGCUUCUCUCCCAUGUAGCCAUGGAUUCCUACACUGUGUUAACUAGUGCUGAGCUGAUGUAGCAGAGAUCAGAGAGAGUUCAGGAUGUGGGUGUUUACUACACAAUAAAUGGCUGGUUUGAUACUA